AGAGUAGCGACCCCGGCCUUGGAGAGGAUCCUGUGUACCACAGUGCUGGGGCUGAAAAAGAGACACAGACAGAGAGAAGAGAGAGAGGAGGGUCCCUACAACUGGAGAGUUGGAUAGACACAGAGAGAGACACAAGAAAAAGUUAAAAGGAAGAGUGAGAGGAAGAAUUGGAGGGGAGAGACUGUAUCCCCUCUCGUCUCCCCUGUAUCUCUGGAGGGAGCUAUGGCGGAUAACAGCACUCAUGCGAUUGUGGACAAACAGUCCUUCGAACUGAGGGAUAUGAUUUUGGCCUUCUGUCUUUCUAUGGUUGUUGGUCUUCUGCUGGGAGCUGUGGUCUAUAUGAUCUUGACCUGGAUGUCUCGCCGACAGGCAUCAGCCACCAUCACGCAUGUACCCAUCCACCAGUCCCGCUCCACCACCCGUUCAUCCUCGCCACGCUCUCGGCCAGGCUACAGUCGUCACAGCAGUGGCUUUGACCGACGCAGCAAUAACAGUCUGGCCAGCGCUGCCUUCUCCUUCCAUCGGCAAACCUCAUCCUCACCGAUAGACUAUGGUGACUCACCGGGCCGCAAAUCAAGCUUCCGGGCCUCUACGUUUCAUCCUCUUCUUCAAUGUAGCCAGAUUGCUCGCGAGGCAGAGGAAGGUGCCCAGGGUAGCCUGCCACGAACCCCCACUCUCACUACCAACCCUGGGGCGGCUGGAUCAACCAGCACUGUCUGUUCUAUGGUCACCCCACCCCGGGCCAGAACCCGACCAGAUUCCUUCUGGGGCAACAACAAUCUAAGGGGUUUCCAUGCUGGCCAGACUCCACCACCUGCCUAUGAGAGCAUCAUACGAGCCUAUCAGGAGACGACCACGUGAGGGAAGGGGACAUGCAUGCUACUGUUAUGGGGGAAGAUAUAGAUGCAUUAAUAGACUUGGACUGGAAAAUUGGACAACUAAAAGCAAUAUUGAUGGAACUUAACUGACAUGGCCAGUUUUUUAAAACUUGCAUGUGUUGAUUUGUGUAUAUGUGCAUAUUUCUGUUUGCUCAUAAGUGUGCAAAGUCAAUCGGAAAGUGUUUCAAAAAGAGAGUGAGAUGAGUUUUUUGAUUCUACAAAAAAGCCAAAAGACUGUAAGGUCUACAGUAUGUUUGUGUAAAACAGAGAGGGUGAGAGAGAGGAAGCAUGAAAUGUUGAAGGUUGCAAUAAGCACAAGGACAAAUCUCUAUUGCAAAUUCCAAAACAGAGAGUUAUUGCAAACACUAAUUUAAAAUAGUUUUGCUACAAACUCAUUAAAUUGUGUAUUUAUUGGCUUGUUUUCUGGGAACUCUAGUCUUUUGGAAUCAUUGUAAAUAUUUCUCAACACAACUGUAGG
Messenger RNA from Pimephales promelas (fathead minnow), 1356 nucleotides. The record is from RefSeq and is a predicted model, not a curated record. Lineage: Eukaryota; Metazoa; Chordata; Actinopteri; Cypriniformes; Leuciscidae.